UUUGUACCCUCUGUAAAAUCUGGCGAUUUGUCAAAGAGUUUCCUGUGGUAUACCGAAACUCCCGCGAGCCAGGUAGCAGGCUAUACUGCAAUUGGGGCCUAUUGCAUUGGUUGUUAUCGGAGUGUGUGAGCGCGACAGAAAGAAUCUUUCACAGAAAGAUUCAGAUGCACGUGCGUGCGCUAAACAAAGGUGAACAAAGGCUUAAGGGGGGCCCCUUAAGACCCAGGCCACAGCGUGCUGUACAUGAUGACAAAAUUACCACACGACCAUAGUAACACACUUAUUCCCAAGAGACGCAAGCGUAAAAAAGACCUAGAUAUUUUUCAGCCUAUAUUUCAGCGAGCUGUCCGUGGCGUAAUCGACUAAGACAGGGCUGGGAUCCUGGUUAUUGCCUCCCCAUUAAUGCGCGGGUACCUCAGGUUCCUUUGUGUUGUACAGUUCGCUAGAUAGCGGUGCUGGGGCCGAAAUCUCCAGCCUAGCUGUAAAGCUUCAAGCUGGCAUACGGCGUUUCAGCGUGUGUCUGGAAGUAUGGUCAAUUUUUUUUUAUAGUGGUCUGAUUAUACAUUCGCAUCUUGGGCCAGUGGGCUUAUUUUUUUUUCGUUUUUUUUUCCUUUAUCAAUUAUCAAUACUAUUAUAGUUGGUUUAGUCCAAUCACACAUAUAUGAAUAACGAUAAUUUGUUCUUUAUGUCUACGAUAUCCUAUUUCUGUGGAUUCCUGUGGAAACGCUGUGGAAACGCCUGGCGGAAUUUGACAUCUUGAGUUCUCUGUGCAGAUCGUCUAAUUACUUCCCGAGGUUUUUCUAAACUUUGUUUAGCCUAGAUCAUGGUUUAUUUUAAGGUUGACAUACAUAAUCACAUUCUUCCAGAAAACUGGCCCGAUCUUAAGGAGAGGUAUGGAUAUGGUGGAUGGAUACAACUUGACCACCACUGCAAGGGAAAGGCCCAAAUGAUGAAAGAUGGAAAGCUUUUCAGAGUGAUCGAGGAGAAUUGUUGGUCACCUGAAGCUCGUAUUAAAGACAUGGAUGCUACAGGUGUUUCUGUGCAAGCCUUAUCAACUGUUCCUGUAAUGUUUAGUUACUGGGCCAAACCGAAAGACACUCUAGAUCUCUGUAAAAUUUUGAAUGACGACCUUGCCAUGACUGUGGCCAAGUACCCUAAGCGCUUUGUUGGACUUGGCACAUUACCAAUGCAGGCCCCUGAUUUGGCACUUGAAGAGUUGAGAAGAUGUAUCAAGGAGCUAGGUUUUCCAGGUAUUCAAAUUGGAUCUCAUGUGAAUGAAUGGAAUCUUGAUGCACCAGAGCUUCAGCCUAUAUUUGCCCUGGCAGAGGAACUUAAUGCAGCAAUUUUUGUACACCCUUGGGACAUGGAACUUUCUGGAAGAAUGUCCAAAUAUUGGUUACCAUGGCUUGUAGGUAUGCCUGGUGAAACAGCUCUAGCGAUGUGCUCCAUGAUAUUUGGUGGUGUUUUGGAGCGCUUCCCUAACCUGAAAGUGUGUUUUGCACAUGGAGGUGGUUCCUUCCCCUUUACUAUUGGAAGGAUAGAGCAUGGGUUUAAUGUAAGGCCUGAUCUUUGUGCCGUUGAUAAUCAAGUUAACCCAAGGAAUUAUCUUGGUCGUGUCUUCACGGAUUCUUUAGUGCAUGACACAAAAGCAUUACAAUAUUUGGUAGACACCAUGGGUGAGGAUAAUGUUGUUCUUGGAAGUGAUUACCCCUUUCCUCUUGGUGAACAUUGCCCUGGCAAGCUGAUAGAAAGCACCUAUGGGAAAGAUCCUAAAGUCAAGGAUAAACUUCUCUAUGGCAAUGUUAUGCGAUUUCUUGGUCUGGAUAUUGGCAUGUUCUCUUCGGAUGACAGUAAAGAAUCAAGCAAAAAGCAACCUUCCUCAUCCCAGUGACAUGAUAAAAAUCAAGCAAACUGAUAUCACAUGUCAUGUUAUAAAUUCGACCCAUCUCUGCCGUGGUACAUGAAAUGAGUAAAGGACAACCAUGUGCUCAGUGACGCAAUGUAAAACAAUCACCCCAAUAUGACACAUGCAACAUUACAUAACCCUUUCAUGCCUAAUGGCAUGUCAUGUAACACCGAGAUAAAUGGAUAGUAUCUCAUUUUAUAUAACUGUGCAGAAAAGGACAGAAAGAAGUUUCCAAAGUUUGCUUGAUGUGCCGAUGUCAAUUUGUUAUAAAUAGCUUUAUAGGGGUGUAUCAUUUUUCAACUGAAAUUGUGUAACAAUUUCACUGUGUUUUUAGUAUAUAGUAUACAUUAUUUUUAUAGGAAGCCAAAGAAAUGUGAAACAAAAAAAAAACGAAACUAAUAAAGGUGUGUAUGUGUUUGUCUAA
Nematostella vectensis (starlet sea anemone) is the source of this 2330-nucleotide messenger RNA. RefSeq names its product 2-amino-3-carboxymuconate-6-semialdehyde decarboxylase. Gene Ontology annotation, biological process: secondary metabolic process. The record is from RefSeq and is a predicted model, not a curated record. Gene Ontology annotation, cellular component: cytosol; cytoplasm. Bases 824 to 1891 code for a protein of 355 amino acids. Lineage: Eukaryota; Metazoa; Cnidaria; Anthozoa; Actiniaria; Edwardsiidae. Gene Ontology annotation, molecular function: hydrolase activity; carboxy-lyase activity. The transcript has 14 exons.